GACUGUGACCUAGGAUUAAUAGGCGCUUGGUACAAGUUCCUUUUGGUGAAGUGAAAAUAUCUCCGCAGGGCGUUUCAUAAUUUGUCAUGUAACGUGACUUUUAAUUAUUCACAUGUUAUUUUUAAUGGUUUCCGGUGUUUUCAGUGCUCUUUUUAUAUAUUCAUGUAUUAAAUUAAUCCGCAUAGAAGGAUUCAUUUGACAGUUUGACUAUCAAUUGUACACAUUUCCCAUGAUGAGUUAUCAGUUUUUAACAAAAAAAUUUUGCAUCUCUUCAUUGUCCUUUAUUUAAACAACUUUUCAUAUGAGCUUUUAGGACGAUAAUUAUUUCAAAUGCCUUAAAUUUUUAUUUGCAAUACAUCUUAUAUGAAUAAUAAAUGUUAUAAAUGUCUGAUAGCAACAACAACAAUAACAUUUAUAACGGCAAAUAUCCGCUUAUUUCGUCUCCAACUAUUUCCACUUCAGUCGGUUUAGGAAGUACUACUCAACAACAUACAUAUUCUAAUGUAAUUAAUAAUGAUCUAAACAACUGUACUGAUGAGUCUAAUUCCACUGUCAUCUCAUCUAGCACUAAUGAUAUUGAUAGACUUUUAUCAUGUAUAACUUCAAAUGGAAAUUGUUAUCCUACAUAUACUUCUACUCAUCCUACAAUUCAAACACAAUUUUCUAAUGAUGUAGAAAGUGAGAUUUCUACUCAUCACCAGCAGCAAAAACAAGAAUCACCCGGUGGAAAUAAUUCAUCUACAAAUUUAUGUGGUUUUAGAAUUAAAUGUGAAGCUGAUAGUGGUUUUUCGCCGAUUGGGAAUUUGUCUGGACAAUCUGCGCCAAUCUCUAAGUCAUCGUACGAGAUGAUGUGUAACAGUAAAUCGACCGCCACUAACUCUACGUUAGAAUCUUUCUCAGGGAAAACUGAAUCAUUUGAGGAACAUGAAAUAGUUGAUGAUCAAUUUAUUGAAAAUCAGAAACUUGUCGAAACGUGUGAAUCUUUACGAGCACAUCCACAAAGCAAUAAGACUAAUAGUAAUAAUGAUACAAAUGAAUCUAUUUCAUCUCAAUCAACAAGAUAUAUAUCAUGUUCAUCAGUGGAUCAACUUACACUACCUCAGACUAAUUUAAGUAAUCAUUUUCAUUCAGAUAAUAUUCUUAAUCCAGGAUGUAAUAACCGUAUAUUGAACAAUUCUCCAGUUCGUAUUGUAUCUCAGGGUCGACUGGAUAAUGAUAACGCAAGUGUUAACUCUUCAUCAGACUUUACAGCUGAUGCGCUUACUUUCAUUGAUACAUCAUCAACAUGUAUAAAUACAUUUGAUACAAAUGAACGUAUGCUUACAGGAACACCUGAUUUUUCUUGUUUCUUUCCUAAUACAUUAUGUGAUCCGCUGACUAAACGUUUUACUUCUAAUGGUCAUACACCAUGCGCUGGUUUUCCUGUAACUAAUCAGGCCGAUUCAAAGGUUCUAAUAGGUCUCAGUCCUCUAUCGAAAUCGCAUCGUUUAUGUUAUCCAUAUGAUGCAUAUGAACCACUGAAAAGUGAUUUCAAAGAACACUCAAAUAUAAAUAACAAUAAUACUGUUGAUAGAGCUCAACCGAAUUCUUCACCGAAUAGGCUUAAAAAUAUACUAAACAGUACAUUAUAUGAUCGUACUGGUAGUAACAAUGGGUCUAAUUCCGUUACAACGCCUAUAACUUGUAAUAAUGAUGAAGCGGUGAACUUGAUUACUGACUCUGGUCAAAAGAGUCUUGUAAAUUGUAACGAAGUUCAAUUACCAGGAUUCAGUAGUCCUGAAUCAGCUUUCUAUCAAUAUCAAAAUAAAAUGGAGGGGCAAAGAUGUCAAGUGUGUGGUGAGUUGGCAGCCGGUUUCCAUCAUGGAGCAUAUGUAUGUGAAGCUUGCAAAAAAUUUUUCAUGCGUCAUUCGAUGGCUGAUACAAAACCGACAAACGUCUGUCCAACUGGUGGCAACUGUAUAGUGGCUAAAGGUAGUCGUGGGAAAUGUCAAAUUUGUCGUUACCGUAAAUGUUUACUUGUUGGGAUGAAAAUGAAAGAUCCAGAAACUCAAUCAGAAAUCGAUAUUUCUAAUAUUCCUUGUCGAGUGUGUGGCGGUAGAUCGUCUGGAUUUCAUUUUGGUGCAUUAACAUGUGAAGGAUGUAAAGGUUUCUUUCGUCGUACGGAAGGAUCAUCUAAUUCAUUAGUUUGUGUAGGUGGUCAAAAUGCUUGCACUAUAACACCUCGAAGUAGAAAUGCUUGUAAAAGUUGUCGUUUUCGUCGAUGUUUAGCAGCAGGAAUGUCUAAAAAAGGUAGCCGAAUUGGUCGUCAACCGAAUGCAGUCAAAUUUCAUUGUGCCAUUGAAAUUAAACAACUACAGGCUAUUCGUGGUAAUUCAUCUAGUUCAACAGGUGGAUUAUCACCGAGUCAAAGUUCCACAGGUUGUCCUUCAUAUAGUCAAUAUAAUCUUAGUGGAGUUGGUGGAAUUAGGAGUGGUAGUAGUGAUGCAUUAACUUCGUCCAUAAAUCAUUAUCGACAUAUAAGUCGAAGUGAUAAUGAUAAUAAUGGUGAUAAGAUGAGUCCUAAUUACAGUUCAACUGCAAUAAAUCCGAUAAAUUCUUCAUUGAAACAAGACAAUUUAUUAAUUUCGAGUGAUUGUAAGCCAACACAACCACCCUUAUCUUUAUUAUUCUUCUUACCGCCGAAUUCUAUGUCAAAUCAUCAUCAAUUAACAACAUUAAGUGAUUCGAAGUGUGCACAAUUAUCAUCUGCUUGUUAUUCAAAUAAUCAUGAUAGUGUUGAACAGGAUGAUGUUGAUAAUGAUGAUAAUGACGGCGACGAUGAUGAUAUUGAUGAUGAUGAUGAAAUGCAAUCAAUUAAAUCUGAUUACAAUCUGGAAUCUGAUACAUCUUCUCUAUCGACUAAUUUAAAAUUGCAAAUGUAUAAACAUAUGCAUAUGCGAUCAUCACCACUUAACGAUUCUUCCCAAUUGGUUCGUCAUUAUUCCAAUGGAUCAUCUAGUGUAUAUGACGCUUUAGAACGACAUGCUUUGGAUCGUACCGGUGAAUCUAUCACAUUUAAUGAUGAUAGAAAUGAUUCACACCCCAUAUGUAGUAGUUCCAAUAACGGUAAUGAAGGUAGUAUUGAUCAAAACUCAGGUUACAAAACAGUCAAAUCUAUUCCGCUGCAUCAAUCACCUAUUUCAGAAUCAUCAUCGGCUACAUUUUGUGCAUCUCGUUUGCUUAAUAAUAAAAAAUUAUUAUCCUUUUAUUCUCAGGAACAUCAAUUACAAUCAUUAUCAUCUCAAUCCAGUAUCAAUUGUUCUCUGUCAUCUACCUCUCCUACUCCUACUACUACUUCCUUGUGUUCUUCUCAACGUUCCUCUUCACCUUUUUCACUAAUCUCUUCAAAUCUGUCUCAGGUGCAAACAUGUAUAUCCACUAUACCGAAUUCAGAUAAUGAACGUGUUAAUAAAGUGAAAUUAUCUACCUCCAGCUUUUCAAACUCAACUAUCAAUACUACUGAAUGUAAUAGUACUACUACUACUCCUACACUGACAACCGUUAAUACAAAUAUAUCAUCAAACACAACAGUGGCAAAUAAUACAACUGCCAAUCGUCACAAUUUCAUAAGUUUCGAUGAUCCGUCAUUUUGGGAAGACGUAGAAGAUACUUUACCAUCAAUCAAUGUAACUUCUGAAGCUGUUUCACAAUUCACUGAUGGCAUGCGUACAGCUACUGAAUUUCUACGAUUACCAAAUGCAGUAAGUUUUUUAAGUGAAGAAUGCUAUUCUAUGGCAGUUACAUACAUUGUAAAUUAUUGCACAUAUUCAGGCUAUGAUAUAGUAGUUACAGCAUUCGAAUUCCAACCCGUAAGUUACAAUUCUAAACGUGCUUCUUAGUUCACCUCAAUUUGAACAGAUGAACAGGGUCAUCAUGCCUUAUGCAAAUGAAGUAGCUGAACGCUAAUUACAUAAAUCUCUGUAUUCGGUAAAUGACUUACAUAACAUAACAUGUUUCUAUUUGUUAAUUUUGUUUCCUGAAGUGAUAAUUCAUCCAAGAACCCAGUCACAAAAUGUAAAAUGAAUGAAUUCUAGAGAUAAGAACCACUAACGCUACCUGCUUGAUAGAUAAUAUUAGGAUAUUAAAAGUUUCCCAACCUAUGGGAUAAAUAACUAAUCACUAUUUAAAUGAAAGUCACAAAUCAAUCAAUGAUCCUUUACAUCUGUCCGUUAUACCACUCAUGGUAACUGAACUUUGUGUAGAGUAAACCAAUAAUUUUAGAAUAUGCUCUAUAUACCGUUUAAUCAUUCGGUUCAUAAAUUCAACGACCACUUUAUGGUAGCGUCACUUAUAACAUUUACAAAACAGUUGAGAUCUCAUAACUUUGUGAAUAAUGACCUUGUGUGUGUACGUUUUGAAUUGCCAAUCAGAAGUGUACUUCUUUACUGAUUGAAUCGUUUCGACUUCUGACCGUCGAAUUACAACAUCAGGCCCUGUUCUAUCUGCGUGUUCAGUUCCUACAACCAUCUUUUAUUUCCAGUUAAAACAGAUGAAAUAUCUUCAGUACGAACUAGUGUCAAAUGAGAAACCAUUCCAAUCUAGAAAACAUUGGUUAACUGUUUCAUUUUUGUUUGGAAUCCAUCGGGAUUCACCACCCCUGAUUUCAUAGACAUAAUAGGUAUCAAGACUUUUUAAUUUUUACAGUAAGGACUAUACCUUUAGGUCAUCUAAUGAUGGAAAGUUUUGUGGUUUAAAUCACAAACUGGCCUUAAUUAUACAACCAUUUAAAACUGGGAAGCAUUAGACAGUUAAUUCGUCGUAUUGAUGAACCCCUCAUUAGUGCAAGUCCAUGACCCCACCAGGGAUAGACGCUCAACCUUUAGACUCCUGAGUCAGGAUCCGAUAGGUUACAUUUUAAACUUAAGUCAAUUUACGAUAUUGUGAAGCCAUCUUCCAUUGUCAUUGUUAAGUCAGUUACACCUGACAUAACUGAACUCCAAGAACCACCUCUCGAAAUUAGUCAUUAUUACCUAUUAUUAUUAUUAUUAUUAAUUAUUGAUUGCUAAUUAUUAUUAUUCAUAUGAAGAAUUUGUGAAGAUUGUUGAGUUCCAUAAUAUACAUCACGAACUGACCGUAGACACACAGUAGUGAUCUAACCUGACGUAUUUUUAUACACAAACCUUUACCCGUACUAUUCAACGUUAUUUAUUUAUUCAGACUAAAUAUUCUUACUUAAGUCUUUCCAUAAAAUUUGUUCUAUUCACUUCAGAUUUGAGCGGCCGAAUAUUAGUGUCAUCAACCAAGUACAUAAUAGCUGAUCGUAUGUGAUAACUGUGUUACAUUCAUACAGUGAAACUAACUGAUACAGUGACCUAAGAUUAUUGAAUCUAUGAUUCAUUAUUAGCAAAGCAGCUUUGUACAUAUCGACAGAUAUUUAUUAGUUUCACAUAAACUUUCUUUACGUUUGCAUCAUAUACACACAAUAACAGCUGAAAAAUAAUCGUAUUGGGUAUUUUGUGCCUAGUUUUCAGACUUUUGACCUGAUUUCUAAACUAGAUGGUAAUAUGCUUCGUCGUUGAACUUAUUCCUAUUACAAGAAUACUAGGAUAUCAUUUAAAAUCACGGUGACCAACGCGUUUUCCGCUGUGAAAUGGUAACUUCAUUCACUGUCUCAGUCAUCAUCAAUGUAGGACUUGACACGAAUGGAUGUCGUUCCAACUUACCACACCUU
Schistosoma curassoni is the source of this 5710-nucleotide messenger RNA. NCBI's taxonomy places the organism in Eukaryota, Metazoa, Platyhelminthes, Trematoda, Strigeidida, Schistosomatidae. The record is from the annotation of a GenBank genome assembly.